AUGCCACCAGAUGUGAACCUUGAAGCUGCAAUCAAGGCUGAACAAGCAGUUUGGAAUGUGCUGCCUGAGAUCAAGAAGACUCAACAUCUGAACAUUGUUCAGAUGUACCAAAUGGCCGGCAUUGAAAGAAACCUGGCACUGCUGGAUCCGAAGGUAGAGACACCAGUUCCCUUGCCCAAGAAGGCAACCCCGAUCCCAGCUUGGCACUCCCAGUUGAGGGUUUCCAUCUCUGCCGCUGCUUCUUUGCCUUCUCUGCCUCCCAAGUCCCCAUCUGUGGUCAAGUCGACGCCUGCUCCUGAUGACAAUAAGAAGAAGCCUGGCAAGAUGCCGAAGAAUGAGCUCAGUGAGGAGCUCCUGGCUCUGGCUGCCAAAGCCAAGCCUGAUCUGUUGCCCAUGGUACUCCAGUCUCAUAUGUUGAGGGCACUUGAUGGCACAACCAAGGCCACUCAGACAUCUGCUGAGUUCAAUGUUCUGCUCAAUCUGGAUCAUCUCUGUGGGGACCACCUGUCCAUCAUGGACAUUUGUUUAUCUCCUGUCUGGCCGGUGUUGUACUUCAUGAAGGUGAAAGGAUUCAAGAACAUAAACCUUCCAAGUCCUACACAAGAAUCCCAUUCCUUGCGACAUGUGCAGCUCCAAUAA
This is a messenger RNA of Dacryopinax primogenitus, 639 nucleotides long. RefSeq lists its product as uncharacterized. The coding region runs from base 1 to 639 and encodes 212 amino acids. The record is from RefSeq and is a predicted model, not a curated record. Lineage: Eukaryota; Fungi; Basidiomycota; Dacrymycetes; Dacrymycetales; Dacrymycetaceae. The transcript is spliced from 7 exons.